Messenger RNA from Penicillium brevicompactum, 1245 nucleotides. It is a transcript of the gene isn1, whose product is annotated as IMP 5'-nucleotidase ISN1. Gene Ontology annotation, biological process: inosine salvage; nicotinic acid riboside biosynthetic process; nucleotide metabolic process. Gene Ontology annotation, molecular function: magnesium ion binding. The record is from RefSeq and is a predicted model, not a curated record. The coding region runs from base 1 to 1245 and encodes 414 amino acids. Lineage: Eukaryota; Fungi; Ascomycota; Eurotiomycetes; Eurotiales; Aspergillaceae. The transcript has 7 exons.
AUGACGACACGCUACAGAGUUGAAUACGCCCUCAAGACCCAUCGCCGGGAUCAACUUAUUGAAUGGAUCAAAGGCUUGCUCGCCGUCCCCUUUGUGCUUCAUUCCCAGCCCACCGCCAUUUGCGAGGAACAUGGUGAAGGUCUCAAAGCCGUCGCCGCCGACACCCACCUCCGAUAUGCUGAGAUCAUGAGAGAUGUGGAAAAUUUGAUGCUUGAUCAUAUCCGUCACCAUGAACGCAAUGCCCCUGGUAAAUCCAAGUUGAAUCUCCUAGUACCCACCGUGGGUGCCUUUUUUACUCCACUGUACUUGGAGGAUGCAUUCAAGUAUCAAGACCGCCAGCGGUUCAUCAGCCGGCGACGAUUUGUCGCCCCCUCAUUCAACGACAUCCGACUCAUUCUGAAUUCCGCUCAGGUCCUGGGUCUGGUACGCUCUAGCGAUGUGGAAUUGGUCACAUUCGAUGGUGAUGUAACUCUUUACGACGACGGUGCUUGUCUCAUGCCAGACAAUCCUGUCAUCCCCCGGAUCUUGCGACUCCUGCAACAGGAUCGGAAGAUCGGUAUCGUGACGGCGGCCGGGUACACCGACGCGCCGAAAUAUUAUGAGCGGCUGCAGGGCCUGCUGGACGCGAUUCACACCUCCCCUGUUCUUACGGCAGAUCAGAAACAAGGGUUAAUUGUCAUGGGUGGUGAGAGCAAUUUCCUGUUCCGCUUCGACCCCGCCUCCAAGGCCCGCUUGUCCUAUGUGCCACGCGACGAGUGGCUUCUGGAUGAGAUGCAGGCGUGGAGCGAGGGAGACAUCACCGAACUACUCGAUCUGGCCGAAUCGGCGUUGCGCGCUUGUGCCGCGAAUCUGAACUUGCCGGCCGCAGUUCUACGCAAGGACAGGGCAGUUGGUGUCUACCCAGUCAAUGGUGUGCGGAUUAAUCGUGAGCAAUUGGAAGAAACAGUGCUCGUCGUGCAGAACACGGUGCAACGCUCGGCCGUUGGGUCGCGUCUACCAUUUUGUGCUUUCAACGGUGGCAACGAUGUAUUUGUUGAUAUCGGUGACAAGUCAUGGGGUGUGCGCGCCUGUCAGCGCUACUUUGGGGGGAUUGAUCCCUCCAAGACGCUCCACGUCGGUGAUCAAUUCCUGUCGGCUGGCGCCAACGACUUCAAGGCUCGACUGGCAUCCACCACUGCCUGGAUUGCAAGCCCCGCCGAAACUGUCGAAUUACUCGAUGAGUUGGAGGAAACGGUACACCCUUAA